This is a messenger RNA of Microcebus murinus (gray mouse lemur), 4952 nucleotides long. It is a transcript of the gene UBFD1, whose product is annotated as ubiquitin family domain containing 1. The record is from RefSeq and is a predicted model, not a curated record. Gene Ontology annotation, molecular function: cadherin binding; RNA binding. NCBI's taxonomy places the organism in Eukaryota, Metazoa, Chordata, Mammalia, Primates, Cheirogaleidae.
GCCAGGCUGUGAGAGAUUAGGGGCUGCAGCGGGGGCCAAUCUCAGCCAGCUCGCCUCUUCCCAGCGGCCUCUGCGGGAGUGGUGGGUGUUGUACACAAUCAUCAUGGCGGCGGCCGGGGCCCCGGAUGGCAUGGAGGAACCUGGCAUGGACACGGAGGCCGAGACGGUGGCGACCGAGGCGCCCGCGCGGCCUCUCAACUGCGUGGAGGCCGAAGCCGCGGCGGGGGCGGCGGCCGAGGACUCCUGCGCCGCGCGAGGCAGCCUGCAGCCGGCCCCGGCCCAGCCCCCUGGGGACCCCGCGGCCCAGGCCUCGGUCAGCAAUGGCGAGGAUGCGGGCGGCAGCGCAGGCAGGGAGCUGGUGGACCUGAAGAUCAUCUGGAAUAAGACCAAGCACGACGUGAAGUUCCCCCUGGACAGCACAGGCUCCGAGCUAAAACAGAAGAUUCACUCGAUUACAGGUCUCCCUCCUGCCAUGCAGAAAGUCAUGUAUAAGGGACUCGUCCCCGAGGAUAAGACAUUGAGAGAGAUAAAAGUGACCAGUGGGGCCAAGAUCAUGGUGGUUGGCUCCACAAUAAAUGAUGUUUUAGCAGUAAACACGCCCAAAGAUGCCGCGCAACAGGAUGCAAAAGCCGAAGAAAACAAGAAGGAGCCUCUCUGCAGGCAGAAACAACACAGGAAAGUGUUGGAUAAAGGCAAGCCUGAAGAUGUGAUGCCGUCUGUUAAGGGUGCCCAGGAGCGCCUGCCAGCAGUACCCUUGUCUGGCAUGUACAAUAAGUCCGGAGGAAAAGUGAGACUCACCUUUAAGCUAGAGCAAGACCAGCUGUGGAUCGGCACUAAAGAUUCCUGGAGGGAACCGAACAUGCCUAAUUCACCUGUUUCUGGCCAGCACUGUAGGUAUUCAGUGUUCGAGAGCGGACUGAGAAAUUGCCCAUGGGCUCCAUUAAAAAUGUGGUCAGUGAACCUAUCGAAGGACAUGAAGACUACCACAUGAUGGCGUUUCAGUUGGGCCCCACAGAAGCCUCUUACUACUGGGUGUACUGGGUUCCAACUCAAUAUGUGGAUGCAAUCAAAGACACUGUGCUGGGGAAAUGGCAGUAUUUUUGAAAGCACUUUCACCUCUGGCCCAGGAGACUGACCCAAAGUGAAGGACAUUGCCGGGAGAGGCCUGCAGCAUCCCUGGAUUUCAGAGUUCUGGAACUUUGUUCAAAAAAAAUCUAUAUUCAAUCUAAGGCGAUGUGGUGACUGAAGCCAGAGGUGAUGUACUUUCACCAUUAGCUUAAUUUUAACUUAAAAUCACCGGUUCCCUUUCUUGCAGUCAGCUUCAUACCAUUUUUAAAGUUAAAACGGUGGAAAUCAAUAAAUUUGAAUUCCGAACAUGUUGUGUGGAAUACUCUUAAGUGUGUUUGAGAGUAGAUCUGCCAAUUAUGUUGAGAAGGGAAUGAUCAAAAGCUUUCUGGGUUUUUUUUAAGUGAUUUCAACUGAAAUAUUUUCAUAAAUCUUUGGUUGCAAACAUUUGGACUGCAUUGUGAUAAGUUGGGGUGUAUUUUUUUCCUUUUUCAUAUAAAAUUGUAUGCAAAAUGGGGGGGUUAGUAAGCCAUAUAUUUCUAUCCAUUGAUUCAGAUUUAAUUCUUUCCCUUUUUUCAUUUUCUCACUUCCUAGAUUUUAGUUUUUGUUUUAAAAACCCAAAGAUGUCAGUUCCUCUUUUAGUACCUCAUCAACGCUUCCUUUCCUGGGCUUCCUCCCGCCGUGCUGCUGCUGCUUGUGAACGCGCGGUGGGAGAGGAAGAGGUCUUUGGUCUUGGUCAGGGAGCUCUCACACUUGCUGUGGUGUUUGUUGAGCAGCAGAGUAUCUCACAGUGACUCCUGUCUAAACGUCUUGCCCUUUGGGGCCCCCAUCUCUGGGAGUUCCAUUGCUGGUCUGCAACCCUCACUGAGCUUGGCUUUGAGGCUCAGCCUGGCAUGGGUGUGCCUGGGCUAUGUUGCUCAAAAGCCCCAGCUCCCAGGCAGACAAAGGCCUCUUCGAGGAUGAGCCAGGUAGGAGAUAGUUUAUACAGCCACAUAACCACAGAUCCAGAUACCUUCUUUCUUUGGAAGUUUCAAGAAAUUCUUAAGCAGUCCAAUGGUUAUUUCAAUUAUGCUUCUCCAUUUGGUCCUUCUGCUCAUGCAUUAAGUUCAAGUGUCCUUUAUCCCAGGUUCAGAGAUGCUGCCUUCCUCCAUAAGAAGACAACUGACUUAGUGGGUUGGCCACUGUCAUUUGAACAACGAAAGUGGGAUAAAUUGCUUUCAUGAUUAGCUCACCCUCUUCUGGUUUUUAGCCCUUUUGUUCUUUGUACACGUGAACUUCUGUCCAUCUCCUUCUGGCUUGAUUGACUCUGAAAUGAGGGAAAGUCUCUUGGUGAAUGAUAUCCUUUGUGCUGUUUGCUGUUUCUCUGCUGCUGUCUUUGCAAUUCUCCUCUCACUGGUUGCAGGCUUUCAUAGUACAGUUUGGCGAGAAAUCUUCCAAACUUCACAUUUUGGAUUCUAGGCUGUUACCCCUCAUUCUGUGAAAUGUAUUAGCAUGUAUUCGCCUAAGAUGACUAUUCCUUGUGAGCCAGUUAAUGAUAUUCUGCGCCCUUCCCUUCUAAGCUGUAGUUCAGGAAUCCAGCCCAUGUAGACAGACUCUUGCUUUCUUUCCGUGGUGUAGUCAAUGCCAAGUUAUGCACCUGAGCAGGAAAAUCUACUUUUUGCUUUUUUGGGGGCAUAAGUAUACAUGUGAAGUGCAGUGUCCAAGAAACUGCCUGUUUUUCAUACCUUGAAAAAAGGAGCGGUCAUUGCAGUUUUUCUGUCCUUUUUGGCCUGCAGUUCCUGGGGAAAGAGUGCUUCUUUGCUACUUGUGCAAGCCUCCCUCUAUGGGUGACAGGUCUAUGGAGGAAAUGAUAUGUAUUAAUAGCAAGGAGAGCAUCAUCUCGGUCCGAAUACUGCCCCCUUUGUUUGCCAACACCCCAGUCCUAGAGACUUGUGUUGAUAGUGCCGCACACCCAUUUUUGAGCUCUCAAAGCAGGCAUCUCCGUCCCCAGACUGGCCUUGCUGCUCCCCGAGGUCCCUCCACCCCUUCCCCUCACUUGCCCUGCUCUGGUGGCUCCCCCAUCCACAGCCCUUCUUCCCAGCAAGAGCAUGUUUCCCAUUGUCUCCCCGCUCCCCAAGGGCCAACUGCUUCUCACUCAGGCCGGUGUCAUUUGAGGAGGACCAAAGCCUGUGUGAGCCUUUUUAUUUUAAGUACAAUGGUGCUUUUUUCCUUACUUCAAAAUAUUAUAUACAAAUAAUGUAUGUGACACCUUUUCAUAUGGAGCUGUUUGAGUAUUGCUUCAGGGAGCUCACUAAAUCUGCUACAACAAUCUUGAGCUCUGGCUCCUCACCCUGUCUGCAUGGAAGACCUUGCUGGAAGGUCUCAGGAGAGCAGACAUAGACAGCAUCAGAAGCCACUGGGAGAAGUGUUUUAGAUCUAUGUCUGGGUCACAACAGUAUUCACUAUUUUGUCACUCAGUCCCAUGGGCAGUCUCUUCAUAUAUUUCUUACAGUCUGGAGUGUGCUGACUAAAUACUGUGUAAGCAAAUUGAAAUACUCUUUCCCCUUAGGUAGCAUCACAGUGUUUAUUUUUUUCCUCAGGAUUAUUUCUAUACAAUUUCUUCACUGUCAGAGGGGACCGAUCUUUCCGUCACUGUGGCAGAGGGCAUGCUGUGGAUAAAGGAAGAGCUGGUUCUGGGAGAGGGACUCUAACAGUGUUACCUGAAGCUAGAGGUUGAGUGAUGGCCUGCCCACUGCAACAGUGGUUGAGGAGGCUGCUAGCUCUUCUGUGCUGGACACCUCUCUGAGCUUCCUGAUGGGCUUCUUUUAUAGAAUUAGUUCCAGUGAUCCUCCUGCAGGUCUUUGCUCACAGACAUCAUGCCUUUCUUUCCCUGCCUUGAGGCACCUUGGCAGAAUAAUGUGACAAUAUAAUCCCUGCUGAGUCCGGUCCCUGUCAGCUGUUUCAAGACAGUCAAAUCAGAGAAUUUAGAAAGACAGACUCAUGAGUUGCUGGAACUCCUUGGUAUUCUUUUAAUCCAAGAUGGGCCUUUUGCAAGUAGCGUUAGCUCUUUUUAAAUAAAGUUUAACUGAGCUAAGUAAGGAUGCACUUUGUUAUAAUCUUGUGGUCAUAGUAGGGUCCCAGGCGAGGCCCUCAGUAGGCUCCUUAGUUGCUGCUUUACCUUAUGAGGGCCAAAGAGAUUAAUUGCCACGUUGCCACAUCUCAGAAAAGUUGCCAUAUUUCACCCAGAAGGGGCUUGUUUUCCUCUUAUUCUUUCUUUAACCAUGUGCCUGGAGGAGCGCUCUGGGCUCUUGCACUUGGCCCACCCUUUCUUUGCCAGAGGCAGGAAAGGGACAGGGAAUGGAUUCAGUGUGCCAAGGGCCGUGCAAGGGCAGGCCUUCUUUCCACCCAUCUGCUGAGGGAGACGUCUUUCUCUUGCUCCUCGCCUCUGUUCAUGCUUGUUGUCUUGGAAAAGGAUGGUCCCUUUGUCUUAAGGCUUUGUGAUAAAAUCAUCUCCUGUUAGGAUUGGUGCCUGUUUCCUUCUUAAUAGGGCCUCAAGGCCUUUCUGAAGUUACAGGCAGGAGCCCUCUGAUGUGCAGAACAUCUGGUAGAUUUACCUGCCAGGCUGGGUGGUUCUACUGCUUUCUAGAUUUCUAAGAACCUCUUUCUUUUUCUUUUUUAAAGAGUUCUGCAGAAUUAUUUGACAAUAAAUGUAAGUACCAUGUUACCUUGUGGUGUACGCUCUGUUCUGGUUUCUGUUUUUAAAUCAAAUGCCUGUUUGGGAGGAGAUGAACGUAUUUAGUCUAUUAGAUUUGCGCUGCUGGAUUUUGUUUUUUAAAAGUGUAACCUCGACUAGCUGUCUUAUUGUUUAUCCUGUAAGAUUAGUCUAUCAAUUAAAGUUUGAUAAUUAA